This is a messenger RNA of Oppia nitens, 4051 nucleotides long. RefSeq names its product DNA excision repair protein ERCC-6-like. Gene Ontology annotation, molecular function: ATP binding; ATP-dependent chromatin remodeler activity. The transcript has 6 exons. The coding region runs from base 387 to 4031 and encodes 1214 amino acids. Lineage: Eukaryota; Metazoa; Arthropoda; Arachnida; Sarcoptiformes; Oppiidae. Gene Ontology annotation, biological process: transcription-coupled nucleotide-excision repair. Gene Ontology annotation, cellular component: nucleus. The record is from RefSeq and is a predicted model, not a curated record.
GACGAAAGUCUUUCACCAAAAAACAUAAUAAUAAAUAAAAACGUUUUGUUGCGAAACAAUUGAGUUGUUUAGUGAUUGUCUUUAUAUGGGAUUUGAAGACUGGAUAUCAUCGAUGGUUCAACACAUUGGGGAUCAAUUUAUUUGGUGAUAAUUGAUUGUCCGAUUCAUAUCAAUCAUUUCAUAACAUAAAACUGAAGACUGAAAACACAAUCAAAUUAUAAAAACAAAACUAAAUGUUUGGACAACAAAACUCUUGGAGUGGUUUGCAAUCAAACAAAUUAAUUAUCACUUUUUUUGUGGAUGUGAUCUAUAAGUGUCUCAGUGAUCAUUGAAGUGUCAUUUGAUUAAUUAGUAGGAAUUAGAAAAAAUCUUCAGCAAUAAUAAUAAUGAGUAAAUCAAUUGAAACAACAAAUGAAAAGAUGAUUAAAACUGAAGAAGAAGAGGUAGAGGAAGAAGUGGCGGACAGCAAGUUGUCGUCGACGACGACGAUGACGACGAAAAGGAAGAAUAAAAAGACCGAUAAGUUGCCGAAGAUAUCGAUCGACUUGAAUGUCAUUCCCAGUGUCGAUGUCGAAGAUGACGACUGCGAGCUACGAGGUCUUGGGAUCACUGCAUUUGAUCAGCGAGUCUAUGAAGAAAAUGUUAUGCUUCAAGUGGACAAAGCUUUGGAUAUUACCGGCGAUGGUGUCGGUGCCGGUGGUGGUGACCACUCACAGUCAAAUCAGACACAACAACAUCAAAAACAGAUGCAAAAUAUCUUAAAUCUCGACACAACUAGUGAUAAUAAAAGUGAUUAUUUAGUUAAAGAUAUUAAAACAGAAAUUGUUUCGAUAAGCGAUGAUGAAGAAGAAGAAGUCAGUGGCGAUAAUAGUAAUGAUAUUAAACCGUUUAAAGGUUUGGUUAAACAACUGGAAGAAACAGACGAAGAGCUAAGUGAUGAUGAGAUCAACGAUGAAAGACAAGAAAUCAAUGUUUGCGAAGAAGAUUCCGACGAUAGAGAAUCAGAUGACUGGAGACCGACGGCUGAUGACUAUGAAAGUGAUGAACGAAUUGAUGAUGAAGUGGUCGAUGAAAGCGAUGAUCAAUUGGAUGUACAAUAUUCAGAUGAAGAAUAUUUUGUUGAUUUACCAGAAAGUUUACCAAAGAAAAAGUCAACAAAAAUACUUAAACUAAAGAAGACUGUGAUUAAGAAGAAAAAAGUCACCGAUGAUGGCGACGACAAGUGCUUUCAGCGAAGAAUUAAAGAAUAUAAAAAACAAAGACUUCUGGAGCGACACGAAAACAUUCGUCCGGACGGUACUGAAGUCAAAAAUCUGGACGAAUUGGUAAAACUUGAUAACGGUUUUCAGUUACCGAAACGAAUUUGGGAUCAACUCUAUGCCUAUCAGCAAACGGGUGUCAAAUGGCUGUGGGAAUUGCACGGCAACGGUUGCGGCGGUAUUGUCGGCGAUGAGAUGGGUUUGGGAAAGACCAUACAAGUCAUUUCAUUCCUCUGCGGUCUCAGUUUUACCAAACUGAACGACUUUCGUGACACUCGUACCACACUGGGACCAGUCCUGCUUGUUUGUCCGGCCACUGUCAUGCAUCAAUGGGUGGCCGAAUUUCAUAAAUGGUGGCCUUACUUUCGGGUAGCUAUACUUCACCAAACGGGUAGCCAUUCGGGCAAAAAAGAGACACUGAUUCGUACGAUCAGUAGAUCCAAUGGUAUACUAAUUACAUCCUAUUCGGGUGUUUGCAGCUAUCAGAAGCAUUUGCUGCGCAAUGACUGGCAUUAUGUGAUACUGGAUGAGGGACACAAAAUUAGGAAUCCAUUGGCACAGGUGACCCAUACCUGUAAAUUGUUUACCACACCGCACCGAUUGAUACUAUCGGGAUCACCCAUACAAAACAAUUUGCGCGAACUGUGGUCACUGUUUGAUUUUAUAUAUCCGGGAAAGUUGGGUUCGCUGCAAGUAUUUACCGAACACUUUUCCAUACCGAUAACUAUGGGUGGUUAUGCUAACGCUACUGAUGUCCAGAUUCAAGUAGCAUUCAAAAUGGCAACCAUAUUGAGGGACACAAUAAUGCCGUUUCUGUUGAGACGAUCCAAACAAGAAGUCCAAUCAACUCUAUUGCUUCCGUCGAAGAACGAACAGGUAUUGUUCUGUAAGCUGACAACUGAACAACGAGAUCAAUACAAGUCGUACAUCGAUUCCACGGCUGUCAAAGAGAUUUGCAAAGGAAGUCAUAAGAUAUUUGUCGGACUCAUUAAUCUAAGGAAAAUAUGUAAUCAUCCGAAUCUGUUUCAAGUGAAUCCAAUCGCCGAACUGAAAGCAAACAAAGACGACAUCGAGUUCUACAAACGGUCGGGAAAGAUGAGAGUUGUCGAAGCAUUGCUCAGGAUUUGGUACAAACAGAAACAUAAAGUUCUUGUAUUCACACAAAGCAGAAAAAUGAUCUCAAUAUUGGAAUGUUUUCUACAUCUCAAAGAAUAUACCUACUUAUUGAUGGACGGCUCGACAAGUGUCCAAUCAAGACAAUCGCUAAUCAAACAGUUCAAUGAGGAUCCGAAAAUUUUUGUCUUCCUAUUGACCACACGUGUCGGUGGUAUCGGUGUCAACUUGACCGGUGCCAAUCGGGUACUUAUCUACGAUCCCGAUUGGAAUCCCAGUACCGAUAUGCAAGCCAGAGAACGGUGUUGGCGCAUUGGCCAAAACAAAGCGGUUACCAUUUAUCGGUUGUUGUCGUCGGGAACUGUCGAAGAAAAGAUAUAUCAAAGACAAAUAUUUAAACAAUACUUAACCAAUAAAGUACUGAAAGAUCCCAAACAGAGACGAUUUUUCAAGACAAACGAUUUGUACGAAUUGUUUACAUUGGGAUCCGAAUCGAGUGCUACCGAAUCGAGCUCUGUAUUUGCCGGAACCGACUCCGAAAUUAAGUUGUCGCCCAAAGCCAAGAAACAAAAAACUGAAAAAUUUUCAACAACUAGUGGUAGGAGUGGUAGUAGUAGUAGUAGUAGUAGUGGUAAUAAUAAUAAUAAUAAUAAUAGUCAACAAACGAUGAAGAAGUCCGACGAAGUGAAACUAUCGGCAGAAAAAGUGGUAGAAUUGCGAAAUAGAGCGAAACUGUUGAGCAAAUUGAUUGCUGAAAAGUUUGCAAAUAAUAAUAAUAAUAACAAAGAGAUUACUUUGAGAGGUAAUGAAAAUAAUGAUAAUAGAAAAGUCAGUGAAGAGAAAACAAAUAGUGAUAAAACAAAAACAAAACAAAAAGUCAAGACUAUCAAUGAAGACAACAAUAAUAAUUCAAAGAAGUCGAAAAAAGGGACACAAUUUGAGGGAAAACGUAUCAAAUAUUUGAUAAAACAAGACGUCUAUAAAGACAAGACUACUGAAGAAAAUAACGAAUCGAAAGCCGAUGACGAAUACGUACUGAAGAAACUGUUUAGACGAUCGAAAGUUCAGAGUGCACUCCAACACGAUGUCAUUGAAUGUUCGUCGGCACCCGAUUACGCUAUUGCCGAACGCGAAGCCGAAACAGUGGCCAAACAGGCCAUUGCAGCUCUGAAGCGAUCGCGCGAAACCUGUCUGAAUGCCAAUCCGUUGACCGGCGUAAAAGUGGCCAAAAAGUUCGGUUUGAAACGUAAACUGAGCUCUGGUGCAACUACUGCCGCUACUACCACCGCCGCCACCACCGACGACAACAAAGUCUUCACAAGUAGUUCACUGAUCAACGAUAUUAAGAGUCGCAAUCGAUUCGAAACCGAACUCAUGUCAGCUGAUUCUGAAGAAUACAAUCAAAAUCAACAAGAAGUUCACAUCAACAGCGAAUACGACACACUAUUGUCUGAUAUCAGAAAUUUCAUAGCAUUUCAGUCGAAAAGAAGUGCCAGCAAUGGCGGUGAGGCCACAACUCAGGAAGUGUUGGACGCUUUUCGCGAUAAAUUGCCGCCAAAUCAGAGCGCAAUCUUCAAGUCGAUGCUCUACCAGUUGUGCCAAUUCUAUCGAACCACUGAUGGUGUCGGUGUCUGGAAACUAAAGCCUGAAUUUAGAUAAUAAUUAUUUUAAUUAUAUUU